AAAAAGCACUACUUUAAGCACAAUAUCACUCAUAUUCAAAGAACCCAACCCAUAAACCUUCCAAACCUGAAAAACAAUGGCUUCUUAUCAUUGUAGUAUUGUUCUAUCUCUGGCUGUGAUGCUGUCAAUAUCAAGCAUCCACAUAUGCCUAGCAGCUCGCAACCUACUGCAAAUAGUGCCCACAAUUCCAUCUAUGCCCAAGGCCACACUCCCUCCACUGCCUGCAAUGCCGACCAUGCCCCAAGCCACAUUGCCACCAUUGCCAAGUACACCUUUGCCCACAAUGCCAACAAUCCCAAGAUUUCCAAUGCCCACAUUGCCACCGCUUCCAACCACCCAAAUUCCAUCCACUGUUCCUAAGUUGACUCUGCCACCACUGCCAGCUACUUCACUGCCCACCAUUCCCACGACGAUUCCUUCAAUCCCAACCAUCCCAACAACAAUGCCUAGAAUUCCAUUCUUCUCACCUCCUCCAUCAAACUAAGACCCCAUGCCACCAAGUGAUAGCAUUCCAUUCAUCUUUCUCUUAUAUUUAUUUCGUGUGUAAUAAAGUUCCUCAUACAUGUGUGGUUUUGAGGAGUCAGAUUUUUUAUUUUUUAUUUUUUUUUCUCUUUUUGAGAGUGAUUGUAUUAUUAAUUUGUUGUACACCUUAGAAUGUAUUUUCUAUUGUCAUUUUAAACAACAUUACAUUU
This is a messenger RNA of Camellia sinensis, 692 nucleotides long. NCBI's taxonomy places the organism in Eukaryota, Viridiplantae, Streptophyta, Magnoliopsida, Ericales, Theaceae. The record is from RefSeq and is a predicted model, not a curated record.